CUCUCUCUCUCUCUCUCUCUCUCUCUCUCUCUCUCUCUCUCUCUCUCCCCCUCCCUCUCUCUCUCUCUCUGAGCAGCAGCAGUGUCUCUGGCAUGAGUGUUUGUAGCGGGAUGUUGGAGCAUCUGUGAGCUCGAGGAAAGAAAAAUGAAUAAAUGAAAAAACAAGGGCAGAAAAUAAUAAGAUAACAGGAAUAAAGCCAGAGACAGGGUGAUCACAGAAGAAUAUUAACAAAGCAAGAAAAAGGGGAAAGAGCUCGGAUAUUGUCUAUCUGCCUCUCACUCUCCGUCACUGUGGUGGAAUGUAGCAGCGUACGGCAGGAUUUUUUUCUUCUCUUGAAAUGACAGUCGAUGGAAAGACUAACAUACUGUGCCGGAGAGCCGUGGCAACCCAAGCAGCAGGACCAGGAGAGCAGAGGGAGGCAGAGCGCUGAGGAGGCGUGAAAGAAAAGGGGGAUUCAGACCCCCAGCUGCUUGGCUUGUUGGUUUGUGUGCUGUUUUGUUGGUUUUUUUCUUUUUUCUGUGCUGCUGCCACUGCUAUUGCUGCUGGGGAAUUAGACAAAAAAAAAGAUCUUCAGAAACUCGGGAGCUGCUCGGGAAAGGUAGGAACGAGUGGAAAGUGAACGUGUGUUUUUUUGAGCUGAGUCAGCGUUGAAUCUAAGCUGCAGUAAAGAGCUCCCACUGAUCCUCCGAACGAGGGAGCGAGAGAAGGAGGAAGAAAAUCAAGAAAACAACAUUAAGAAAAUUAAAAUGGUUUUAUUUCUUCAGUAGAGGCGAUGUCUAGCUGCGAACUGACUGCAACUCCCCCAGAGGAAGGAUUUACAGAUUAUAUUUAAAGAUAUUAGAUAUAUAUAUAUAUAUAUCUAUCUAUAUAUAUAUUUUUUAAAUAUAUAUUUUGUUUUGCCUGGGAUUAAAAUUUCUAUACUGUACUGUGUUCUAUUUUUGUCUGGGACAUCAUUUUUUUUCCCUUGAAAACAAAACAUCUCAAAUAUAUUUAUUCGAUAUUUCUAUUUCUACUCACUCUCCUCCACUCUCUCUCUCUGUCUUGCUCUGUUGCUCCUCAAUGCCUAGUAUUGCUUGUUGCCCCUCUGCUCAGUCCUGCCCAUGUCCCCCUUCCCCCUACCCCAGGGGUUAACCCUUUCUGCACCAGCAGGAUGAGCGAGGCUGUGACGGCCGCUGUGUCGGGGGCUGUGAUCUCGGAGGAUCCAGAGGGGGCCGCAGGGGGUUCUGAGCAGCCCUCCCCCCCUGAGCCUGGACCCCUGCGCUGUGGCAGCUGUGCCCUGUGGCCCCGGCAGCAGACCUGGCUGUGCGUGGUGCCCCUGCUCAUUGGCUUCAUCGGCCUGGGCCUUAGCCUCAUGCUGCUCAAGUGGAUCGUGGUGGGCUCGGUCAAGGACUACGUCCCCACAGACCUGGUGGACGCCAAGGGGAUUGGGCAGGACCCCAUCUUCCUGUCCAAGCCCAGCGCCUUCCCCAAAAACUCAGAGACUACUACAGCCACCACCACAGUAUCCAGCAGAACUCGACCUGGACUGGGGAGCCACAGCACCACCACAGCCUCCAGUGCUGGCGCGGUGGGCCCGGCCGGCUCCGGCAGCUUCACGCCACGCCCCCCCAACCGCAUCAGCACCCGCAUCACCACCACCACCACGCGGACCCCCAGGCUGCUGCCCCCAGGGGGCCGGGGAGUGACCCCACGAGGCACCACGGUCCGCAGAGUGACCACGGGCAGCAGUGCCGGGACGGAAUCAGCGGUGCCCACAGGUGCAGUAACCCCAACGACGGAGGCUCACCAGGAGCCCACAGCCCCGCCCUCGCCCUCGCCCUCAGGGCGCUUCUACCUUCACGAUUCGACAGCUGUCUGGACCCUCGGUCACUUUCCAGCAGAGAGCUCGCCCGCCGUGCCCACUCGACCCCCCCUGCGCACCAAAACACAUGCCCCCACCUCCCCUCCUGAGCGCUCGGAGCACUUCAAGCCAUGUCGAGACAAGGACCUGGCGUACUGCCUGAACGAGGGAGAGUGCUUUGUCAUCGAGACCUUGACAGGCUCGCACAAACACUGCAGGUGCAAAGAGGGGUACCAGGGGGUUCGUUGCGACCAGUUCCUUCCGAAAACCGACUCCAUCCUCUCCGACCCAAAAGACCACUUGGGGAUUGAGUUUAUGGAGAGUAAGGAGGUGUACCAGAGGCAGGUGCUGUCAAUCUCCUGCAUCACAAUUGGGAUCAGUCUCCUGGGCACGCUCUGUGUUGCCUUCUACUGCCGCAACAAGAGACGGAAGGAGAAGCUCCAAGCUCACCUGAAAGACAGCCACAGCCUCAAGAGCUACAGCCUCAACACCUCCAGCCUCAUGUCCAAAUCCACCCUCAGGCCUCAGAGUUACUGCAAGGCUCCUGUGCCCUCCCCUGCACUAGGGGGCAGUGUUCAUGAGUCCAGUUUCUCACACGGUGGCCAAUCCCCCCACACCAGGAUUUCGCAGAAGGUGAAACAGCACAGGAGCAACUCUCUGUCUCACAGCCCAGACCAGCGAAGCCGAGCCACACACAGAUUUGCCCCUCGCAGGACACCACCACUUCCGCAUGGGAGACUCAACCCUAUUGGAGGAGCCAGGGAUUCUGGGCCCGCCUACCAGCACCUGCAGGAGGCUGAGCCAUCAGAGAAGGAGGCGGUGCAGGAAGGGCACUACUCAGUAAGCGGCGUACCCCCACUACACCCCCAGGAUGUUUUAUUAAAUAUGCAACCCCCCCUCUGUGCUUCUGCUGCAGGGGCUGGAGGGGCAAAGCCUGAACUGCAGUGCAGCCUAGAUCCCCAGAGAGCCUGGUCCAUCCCUAUCAUCCCCUCUGUCCAGGGCCCCGAUGACCCUUCCUGUAUGCAAACAAGCAGAGAACGAGGGGGCAGGGGCUGUGCUUCAGCACCAGGGAGCUCCGCCCUCUCUCUCAGCCCCAUGUGCUCCCCGGCUGCAUUACCACCCUCUGGCCAGCAGCAGGAGGUGGCGCUAUUGCUCCACACUGCUCAUGAGCAGCUCAGGGUGCUGGCACACGCUCACAGGAAGUGUGAGGACUGCAGUCCGGUCCUCCCAGCCAGCUUCAUGUCAUCGGCUAUAAGAAGAGGAGGCGUGGCCAAAGCCACCCCUGCUGAGACCCAAUUGGUCCACCCCAGAGGUCCCCACAAAGACAACUCCCCUUCCUGUCAGUGAACCAUAAAGAGGAGUGGCUGAUCUGAUCUUGGACCGAUCGUACAGCAGGGGAGGAGUUUCAAAACUGGAACUGAAACGGUACAAACGUGACUGCAGAAACAACAUAUGGGAACAAGCAAAUACAAAAAAAAACUUUAAAAACGCAAACUAAUGACAAAUGGAAGAAACGAAAAGACAAACAGAUGGGGGUUCAAAACUAAAAAAAAGAGAAAUUAUUUAUAUGCAUUUAUUUAAAAUGAGAAACAUCUACUUAGAAAGAAAACCAAAUAGUCUGUCAUCUUCAUGGUGUUUUUAAUUGUUAAAAAAAGUAAAAUGUAAAGAAGUAAAGUAACACAAAUGAUAAAAACGUGAAUUUUUACAAGUAAACAAUUAUGAAACUCACUUCAAACUGCCUGCCAUUCACCCUCAAUCUGUACCCCUAUGUAAUGUAACAGAGCCCCCAACUCUCCCUCAAUCUGUAACAGAGCCCCCAACUCUCCCUCAAUCUGUAACAGAGCCCCCAACUCUCCCUCAAUCUGUAACAGAGUCCCCAACUCUCCCUCAAUCUGUAACAGAGCCCCCAACACUCCCUCAACACUCCCCCAAUCUGUAACAGAGCCCUCAACUCUCCCUCGAUCUGUAUCCCUCUGUAACAGCUCUCCCUGAUUAAAUGCAGACAGUUUAUUCCCC
Messenger RNA from Acipenser ruthenus (sterlet), 3856 nucleotides. Its product is annotated as pro-neuregulin-3, membrane-bound isoform-like. NCBI's taxonomy places the organism in Eukaryota, Metazoa, Chordata, Actinopteri, Acipenseriformes, Acipenseridae. The transcript has 9 exons. Bases 1151 to 3187 code for a protein of 678 amino acids. The record is from RefSeq and is a predicted model, not a curated record. Gene Ontology annotation, molecular function: chemorepellent activity. Gene Ontology annotation, biological process: nervous system development; intracellular signal transduction; animal organ development.